Molecule: messenger RNA, 648 nt
Organism: Linnemannia hyalina
Lineage: Eukaryota; Fungi; Mortierellomycota; Mortierellomycetes; Mortierellales; Mortierellaceae
Source: the annotation of a GenBank genome assembly
AUGGCCAAGCAACCUAACCAGCUCAUGCGCGAGUACAAGCUCGUCGUCGUCGGUGGAGGAGGUGUCGGUAAAUCCGCAUUGACUAUCCAGUUCAUUCAGUCACACUUUGUCGAUGAAUACGACCCAACAAUCGAAGAUUCCUACCGCAAGCAGUGUGUGAUCGACGAAGAAGUCGCUCUUUUGGAUGUGCUUGAUACUGCUGGCCAGGAAGAGUACAGUGCCAUGCGUGAGCAAUAUAUGCGCACUGGCGAAGGUUUCUUGCUUGUCUACUCGAUCACCUCGCGCAACUCGUUCGAGGAGAUCUCAACCUUUUACCAGCAGAUCCUCCGCGUCAAGGACAAGGAUGAAUUCCCCAUCAUCCUUGUCGCCAACAAGUGCGAUCUCGAGCACGAACGCCAGGUCUCCACCCAUGAGGGACGCGAAUUGGCUAAGCAGUUUGGAUCGAGAUUGAUUGAGACAUCCGCAAAGCAGAGGAUCAAUGUGGACGAGGCGUUUUACAACCUUGUACGAGAGAUCCGCCGCUUCAACAAGGAGACGCACAGCAGUAUGCCCCAGGGUGGCGCCUAUGGAUACUCGCAACAGGGACAGGGCUAUGGCAACCAAAAGUCUGAUAGCGACGACAAGGGCUGCUGCUGCAUCAUCAUGUAG